Messenger RNA from Triplophysa dalaica, 1668 nucleotides. RefSeq names its product nuclear factor, erythroid 2 (gene nfe2). Gene Ontology annotation, molecular function: RNA polymerase II cis-regulatory region sequence-specific DNA binding; DNA-binding transcription factor activity, RNA polymerase II-specific. The coding region runs from base 187 to 1566 and encodes 459 amino acids. Gene Ontology annotation, cellular component: nucleus. The transcript is spliced from 4 exons. NCBI's taxonomy places the organism in Eukaryota, Metazoa, Chordata, Actinopteri, Cypriniformes, Nemacheilidae. The record is from RefSeq and is a predicted model, not a curated record. Gene Ontology annotation, biological process: regulation of transcription by RNA polymerase II.
GCAUGCACACUUGUAGUUCAGAGCUAUUGGUUCAUGAAGUGAACUGUUUAGCUCUUCAGUUCAACACAGGGGUCAAUGGUGUCUUCUCGCAGGAUAAUCUUAUUUUGUGAAGACUUUUUCAUCUUAUAUCAAGGGUUUAAGGAAAUGCACAGAAGAUUGAUUCACUGCAUUAGGGGUCUGUCCUGAAUGUGUUCAGCAGUCAACGGUGUACUUCCCCUGAGGAUCAGUGAGGGGCUGGCAAACAAUAGAAGACCGUAUGGGGAGUUGUCUAUGUCUACCAAUGUCACUGGAUUGCGGGCACACCGUUCUCCCCAGAAUUUGGAGAUGGACUUGGCCUGGCAGGAACUGAUGGCCAUAACAGAUCUUCAGGAGUUUGAAGUGCCCAAUGAGAAUCCCUUUGAAGCAGUUCCAUACCUCUCCAUGGAGCCCAUGGUUUCUCAAGGGGGAUUUGGGAUGGUUCAACCUCAGGCAGAACCCAUUCCAGGAACGUCCGAUGCCCAUCCCGCGGUGGCUUACGAAAACUCGUACCCUGAAAUGAUGCCACCUUAUCAACGUCUGAAUCAACACAUGGAUAUGCACUAUGGACUCCCCGGUGGCCAUGUUUCAUCCCGAAUGUUCACGAACACACAAGCUCUUCAUCCGCCUCUCAUGAGUUUUUUGGAGCAUAUGAAUUUGACAACACGCAGCCAUGGGGUUGUUGGACAAAUUAAACAAGCCGAUGAUCUAGAAUCAGAUUCCGGGUUGUCGCUUGGUUCGAGUCCACCACUAGCCUCCCCGGAAAACAUACAUGGAGUACCUACUUACCUUCCUACAGAUGGAAUAAUGUGCUACGCUGAAAAUGAAAGCAUGGGGGAACAGUGUCGCGUGAGGCCUCACCUGCUUGGGUCUGUUGACUACGAGCAGUCCCACAGCUAUUUUCCCAGAGCUUCAUUUUCCACAUCCGCAAAUAUACAACCUGUUACCCACCAAGGCCAAGCUCACCAGCCAAUGGUAACAAUCACGCAACCGAUUUUACCCUCAGCCAUGCAUGACCUUCCGCUAAACGGAUCAAGUAUAUCUAGAGCGGGUUCAUAUCAGCCUCCUUACCCUAAGCCAAAAGUUAGCAGCAUCUCUACACCUAUGAGCAGAGAUGAGCGGCGAGCCUUCACUCUAAAAAUCCCAUUCUCUCUAGACAAGAUUGUGAACUUACCAGUGGAUGACUUCAAUGAGCUGUUGACCCAGUUUACACUAAACGAUGCACAGUUAGCACUUGUUAGGGACAUUCGCCGCAGAGGAAAAAAUAAGGUUGCAGCUCAGAACUGCCGCAAACGGAAGUUGGAGAAUAUUGUGUUUUUAGAGAGCGAGUUGGGACAGCUUAAAGGCCAAAGAGAGCAUUUAACCAGAGAGAGACUGGAGUUUCAGCAAAACAUAGCCAUUAUCAAAUGCCAUAUGUCAGAUCUUUACACCAAAGUGUUUUCACAGCUGCGGGAUGAGGAAGGGCAGCCUUACUCGCUGGAUGAAUACUCAUUAGAACAGACUAAAGACGGCAAUAUUUAUUUGGUACCACGAAACAGCGCUGGAGAGUAAAUGAGCUUUGUGUCCAAUGAAAGGUUCAAGAGUGUUUUAAUAUGUAACUUGAAGGGAUAGUUCACCCACAAAUAAAAGUCAUUAUUUGUAUACCCACUUGUU